AAUUAAUGUAGUCUGUGGUCUAAUUUCAUGUUGGUGGAAAUCACAGACCAGUAAAGUGGAAAUUGUGCCGCAUCAAAUUUUCACAGAAUAUUCUUGAAGUUUAAUUUAUCAUAUUUCAAUUCUUCAAAAAAGCAUUGCAGAAGUGUAAAAAUGAGUUGUCCGUUCAGCGAAGAGCAGCUGGCGCAGUUGAAAACGUUUGUGGACCUUUGCUCGGCCCAACCGCUAAUAUUGCAGCAUCCUAAAUUGUCUUUUUUUAAAGAUUAUUUAGCGCAACUCGGCGUCAACAUUCCCACUGCUACAUUCGAUCCUAAAACUUUCUCAGCUUCCGGUGACAGUAACACCACAAGUGCUAAUGCAGAUGACAAAGGAGCUGUCUCCUCGGGAGAGGAAUCGGAUGCAGAAUCUGAUGUGGAGCUGGACAUGGAAGGUGUCAUAACAGAUACUUCAGAAGCUGAUCAGGAUAUGGGUGAUGAUUCAAAGGAAGUGACAGAUGAAGAACGUGAUCAGUCUGAUGAGAAACGUUCUGAAGCUAUGAGGGCCUUCUCUGAACAGCAAUUUGAUGAGGCUGUUACUUUGUACACUGAGGCUAUAAAACUCAACCCCCAAAGUGCACUUCUCUUUGCUAAAAGGGGACAGGUGUUUCUUAAACAAAACAAGUUACAUGCUUGCAUCAAAGACUGCACCCGUGCCCUAGAACUUAACUGUGACAGUGCAGCUGGGUACAAGUUCCGAGGGCGCGCCUACAGGCUUUUGGGCAAGUUCGAAGAAGCAUCGCAUGAUCUAUGUGAAUCACUUAAAAUCGAUUAUGAUGACCAAACAAAUGAAUGGCUCAGUGAGGUGAAGCCUAAUGCUGAGAAGCUGCGUCAGCACAAGCUUACCGUUCAACGCAAGAAAGAAGAGAAAGAGCACAAUGAGAAGUUGCGUAGGGCAAGAAAUGCGCAAGAAGCACGCGCCAAUGCAGCAAAGGAACAGUCAGAGUCACAACCUACAUUCCCACCUGGCAUGGGUGGCAUGGGAGGCAUGGGAGGCAUGGGAGGCAUGGGAGGCAUGGGCGGCAUGGGAGGGAUGGGAGGCUAUGAGGCGUCUGAUUUCAUGAAACUGCUCUCCGACCCCGAGAUUGUUGCAGCGUUUAAGGAUCCUGAAAUCGCUAACGCCUUCUAUGACGUAUCUUCAAAUCCGGCUAACUUCAUAAAGUAUCAAAAUAAUCCAAAAGUAGCUGCUGCUUUAGACCUGCUCAAGAGUAAAUUUAACGUAGUAGGUGGUUCUGCAGCUCCUGGUGGUUUCUCAGGCUUUGAUGGUGCUAACCCAAAUGCUGGAACAAAAAAUGCAUCCGAUGACGAUGUUGGCUUAGACUAAGCUGUCCUAUGAAAUUAUGAUUUAUAUUCAUAAUGCAAACAUUUAUACUAUAAAAAUCACAAUGUUUUUGGAUAUGUUAAAAUCUUUAUUGCAAAUGGUGUGAUGUUUAUGGAAAUCGGCCCUGGUAGAACUGGAGAAUGUGUAAAUGUUUACAAAUAAUAUUACAAGUUUGUAUUCUAAAUAACUCCGAUUGUUUAUUAGUUUUUUAUCUCGCCCAUUAUGCUAAUAAAACAAAAUUAUAAUCAUUCCCACAUAAUGUGCAGGAUGAAAAACAACUAUUAUUUUCUUACAGAAAUGAACUGAGUAAAUGUAUAGAAUGAAGGUUGAAAAUUUAAGCAUUUAAAAUUCAUUUCAAUGUUAUUGUCAUUGAGAAAAUAAGAAGCCAAGUAGACUUUCUCUAAUACAUAUAAGUUUCCAACCUACAUCCUAAUGUUUUGCUUAAUAUAAUCAUAAUUUUAGCGAGUCAUGCGCAAUAUAUAGGGUGAAAACGAAGUUUACUCAUCGAUUUUCUUACUGUAAUAAUAAAUUGAGUAACUAAAUGUAUAAAGAAAGUUGAAAUUUUAACAACAAACUAGAAUUUUAUUGCAUCCUUAAUUACAUUUCCAGUAAACUUUUUUUUAUAUAAUGGGCAGGUGCAUAUUCACACUUAUCUUAAGACACCCACCUACUUUGUUUUGUUAUUUCUAACGU
Messenger RNA from Pararge aegeria (speckled wood butterfly), 2046 nucleotides. Its product is annotated as hsc70-interacting protein-like. The coding region runs from base 151 to 1356 and encodes 401 amino acids. NCBI's taxonomy places the organism in Eukaryota, Metazoa, Arthropoda, Insecta, Lepidoptera, Nymphalidae. Gene Ontology annotation, molecular function: Hsp70 protein binding; protein dimerization activity. The transcript is spliced from 9 exons. The record is from RefSeq and is a predicted model, not a curated record.